GCCUGUGAAUUCCAGAAUUGCUUACAGAACCGAAGCAAAUGAAUCAUCAGGAUUUCUGCUGUUCUUGGGUCAUUUCUCUGCUGAAAAGCUAUCCUGACAGAUUUUGAUAAGUAUGUCCUCACUUUAUACAUGGGUCUAGUGAUGGGAGUCCUCCUUUCAGAGGUUACAUGUUGCUACCAAGUGAAGUUGAGCAGGGCAUUUGGGACACCAGCUGUCAGACAAUGGUACCCUUUGCUCUCCCCACCACUUUAAUUCCACAUUUGGACUGUCUUUCCCACACAGAAAAUCAAAUAAAGCAUCAUGUGGCUAUUGUUCCAGUCACAGAUUUGCAUUGUGGCAGUGAAAGAAGCCAAGUAACCUGCGUAAGGCAGCUUCUGCCAGGAUAUUCUGAAGGCUAACAUCUCAUACUUGUUAAUAUUUAUUUGUACAGACUUUACCCAUUGCCAUGGAUGCUCUGCCUCCACAAAACUGCUGAAGCAGUGAUGCAGCAGGCAGAGGAAUAACUAAGCCUGAGAUUAGUUUCUUAAAGAGUAGAAAAUAGCUUUAGAAGUGCUUUCUUUGGUAAUCCUGAAAUGUGAGCACAAGAGCCAUCAGUUAGCAAAUGGUGGUCAGAAUCAUCAUGGCUUUUCUUCAGGCUGAUUGCCACAAAAAGUGACAUUCUGAGGGCGUUUAUGAACCAAAACCUGAAUCCUCAGCCAGGAGGACAGUGAGCAGCUGGAGGACCAGGCCAGCAGGCAUUGUAUGCUGUGUGACAAGAAGCAGCUCCAAGGUGUGCCCCUGCAGCCCAGUGUGCCCAGGUGUGGGGAGGGAUGGGGUAAGAGCAGCAGCCCAGCCUUAACGGCAUCACCAGGAGUGCUGGGCACCGGCACUGCUCUCACGGCAGAGAGGAAAAGAAAACCACAAACCAAGCUUGUUUGGAUGGGGACACCCUUGCUCAGUGCUUCGAGGUCACGCCUGGAUCCCACGCCUUGCUUUGAGCCCCCAGUUUAGGAGAGAGGUGGGAAGACUGGAGUGGAGGGUGAGUGUUGGGCUGGGAGGUGCCAGGCAGCUGGGGCAGGCACAGGAGGCAGAAAGGCUCCACCUGCAGCUGCUGCUCCAGGAGUCCCAGGGGAGAUGGAGCUGCAGCCGGCACUGGGGGAGGGAGCGGGGCGGGCUGGGCUGGGCUGACGCUGCCCUGGCCAUGCCAGCGCUGCCAUGGCAGCCUUGGGGUCCUGCCAGCUGCUGUACAAGGCUCGAGAAGGGAGCUGCAGUUAAGGCCCUGCAGCAGCACCUCGGCUCUUGGGGGAAGUGUGAGCAAAGGUGUGUCCAUGUUUGGAGCACUGUACCACUGCUGUGGGUGCUGUGUCCGGGCUGGAUCAGCAGACACAGGUAAAAAGCUCUCUCUGUGGUGCAGGUUGGCCAGCACUUGGAUCCAGGUGACUAGAAGCCAUCUGUAGCUCUUUGUGCUUGGGACAGCUGCUCAAAGGACCCUGUUCCUGCAGAAGGAUGGCUGCAAAGAAAAAGGAGGUAGUGCUGCAGGUCAGUAGUAGCCAGGCCUUUACCAGACCUUAUAAACUCUUAAGUGCAAAGGAUGGAGUUCAGUCUUGGGGUGUCUCAGAUUCUGCUGGCGAAACCCCACUGUGAGGUCCUCGUGGGGAAGAGGCAUCCCUGGAGGCAGGUGGGAAGCAUGGGAGGACCUGGCAGGUCACGCGUGUGCCCAGUCAGGGCUGUGGGGUGUGGAGGCAGCUGCUGCAGGGCUGCAGGUUGUGUUUGGGGCCAUUGGGGCCUAGCACAGGUUUGGCUUCUGUCAGAGACCAAAAUGCCUCUGUUUUAUGAGGAAAUAGCUCAGAGGACAUGUAGGAGUUUGUAUGGGGUUAGCACAUAUCCUGGAUGGCAAGAGUUACUGGAUGUUUCUUACCAGGUCACAUAGUCAGAAAGAUUGCUGUAAAGAUAAAAAAGCCAGAAGGUACAAGAAAGACUGAAAAAUUUAUUUCACAGUGAUGUGUAGAGGAAUUUUUUUCCUGUUUAUACUGCACAGGUGACCUAGUGAUGCUUUAUAACUACUGCAUGAGAAGAAGGGGGUUCUAAGAGCAGUUCACAAUGUAAAACCAUUGAAAACCAAAAAUGGGUUCUGCAGAUCUGAUUGAAAUUUUGAGAGCAGUUCAAUCUUCACAAGAGAGAAAUAAUGAGGAGUAUUAUGGGCUCUUUGACCUUGUUUAUUCACUGUUUAAACUGGGAAACGUGAACAUGUGUAACAAGGAAAGAGGGGCAUUUUAAUGAAGGUAGGAAUAGUUUCUGUUGCUACUUGUCCAGGUGCGUUCCUGUGGGAUGGGGAGCUUUACAUCAACUAGACCAUGCCCCUUUGGCAGUGAAGGGAAAUCUGGGUCUACAUCUGGGAUUUUUUACAUCUGCAGAUGAAAGCUGAACCUGUGUAAGACAUGAGGGGAUGUCCUGGGAGUGAUCUCCUUUUGUUAGAGAAAAGCCAAGUCCAAGCAGCCUCAGGAGAUCCAAAUUAGCAAAGCACCUUGAAGAGUGCCCGCAGUACUUGAGCCCAGUAUUUGAACUUGCGGCCAAAUUAAUUACUACAAAAUACUGUUAUAAAUAAUUUAGAUUUGUUAGUAUUCUUGUGAAACACUCAGAUGGUCCCAGCAUUAGGAAUAAUUAAAUAUUGUAGUUCUGCAGGUGUUCUCUGAGAAAACUAAGCUUGGGUCAUGUGCUGAGUAGGCAAAUAAACAGAGGUGUCUGAACAGCUCCCUGUUCCCUGAGCGGGACAGGGCCCUGGAGAAACUGCCCAGUGUGACCCCCAGUGACACAGCUGUGAGAGAGCAUUUCAUUUGCACUGGAGUUCCCACUCUUGGAAUUCUUGGCUGUAAGAUUUUAGCAGCUCUUUAAUGCCCAUUGGUGGUAAUUAUUGUGAAAUAUCUGGCCUUGAUGAAACUUACUGUCUUCCACUGCAGUCUAAAUGUAGUUGGGGUUGAUGAUACCCACUGAGGAAGGAGUCAGGAAUUUUUGUUGUUCAGGAUGAACAAAACCAGAUCUUGCAUUUCUCCAGAAGUCUUUUUUAUUUUAACUUGCUGUGUUUUUCUAAGUACAUCCUGUAAUAUGAGGAAAAUGUGAAGGAUUAUAUCCUUUCUAGUAACAGUAUCGGGAGUGUGGGAUAAUAGAGUGGGUGGUGCUGUGUGUGGAAUGGUCUAGGGCAUGCUUGACAGGGUCAAUCCCUGAGCAAGCUGAUCUAAUGCUGAGUUUUGUGCAGGAGAUUAAAUGAAGGACUCCACAGGCCCCUCCCAGCCUAGAACUUUCUGUUCUCUGCUUACUGUACUUUGGAAGUCUUUAGGUAACAGCUGGGGGUUCAUGUAAGAACAUGCUGGGUUCAGACCACCCUCCAGUGCCCACACAUCAUGGAAAUUGUGUAUUUACUAGUUUGGUUUAUCAAGGCUGAAACAUCUCAAAUAGUAGAAUUUGUGUGGCGGCAAGGUGAGAAACUGCUGCUGGAGAAUCAGGUGGUUCAUAAACCCUGUGAGGACUGGGAUUGGAUGAGGUGUGGUUCAACUGGAACCCUGGGCAGGCAGAUGGAGAUCCUGACAAGGGGCUGUGGGUCUGUGAUCCCAGUUUGGGGGCCCCAGCCAACCCCCAGAACAGCCCUCUGCAAACUGAGUCUGGGAUCCCCAGGCAUCCACUGUUCAGUAGUGCCACUAAGCAGGGGAGGACUUGCCCUUGGCUGGAUGCUGCCCUUUCCCUCUGCCUUUCCUUGGAUCUUGUGAGACAUCCUGAUCAGCUGGUCAGAGGUGAGAGAACCACAGUCAGAGGAAUUUCCUGAGUGCCCAGGUAAUGCCUCUUCAGGCAGGUUUGUCCCUCUGGAGUAAUUUGUCAAUAUGUUUGCAGCAACUGGGUAGUACCUGAUGAAUUACUGUGGCUUUUACUGUGUUUUUCAAUUUUCCACACAGAUUAACAUUACUAGCCAGGAGCUUUGGGAAGAAGUGCUUUGUCUCAAAGGACUCAUUGUUGUUGAUGUGUUUCAAGCCUGGUGUGGCCCGUGCAAACCAGUAGUGAAUCUGUUCCAAAAAAUCAAGAAUGAAGUUGGCAGUAAUCUCCUGCAUUUUGCUGUGGCUGAAGUUGAUUCCAUUGAUGCUCUGGAAAAAUACAGAGGACAAUGUGAGCCCGUCUUUCUUUUUUAUACAGGAGGAGAAUUAGUGGCUGUUGUAAGAGGAGCAGAUGCACCAUUGCUGCAGAAGACCAUCCUGAAACAGCUGGCAGGGGAAAGGAAGCGUGGAGGAGAGCCCAUGGUGGUGCCAGACAGAGCCUUCUCCAGAGACCAGGGAAGCACAGCCCCCCUUCAGGAGGAACAACAGCAAGGACUAACAGGCUGACGCACCCAUCGGGAUGACAACCGCACCCUGCGGGAUGACAACCGCAGCCGUGGAGCAGAUGCGACCUUUUUCAAUAAACACGAGAUUUUCGUGUAGCAGCAGCA
Messenger RNA from Taeniopygia guttata (zebra finch), 4450 nucleotides. RefSeq names its product NME/NM23 family member 9 (gene NME9). The record is from RefSeq and is a predicted model, not a curated record. Lineage: Eukaryota; Metazoa; Chordata; Aves; Passeriformes; Estrildidae.